AUGUCAAAUAAAAUUACAACACAAUUUGCAAGAACUCGUCAAAUGUUAUUUACAAAGACAGGUCAUAGUGAAGAAACAAUUGAUGUACAAUAUCAUUAUGAAAAGGAAAGAACAUUUUCAACUGAGGAACGUUUAGUAAAGAUUCAAAAGAAUUCAAAGAAAUUGAUUGAGUUAUAUAAAGACUUGAAUAAGAUUACAACCGACAUUGCUCAAGAUGCAUGCGAUCUCUAUGAUACACAAGAUCCAAUGUGGACACCUGGUAGUAAACUUAGAGAUGUAGCAACCAACAAUGAUAAACAUUUAUUGGACUACACUGAACAAAUGGCAGAACCAUACACAAAACCAUUGUCAGACUAUAUCUCUCAAUAUAAAGAAGCUCGUAAACGUACUGAAGAAUUAACAACUCGUAAGGUUGAUAUGGAUCGUUAUAAAAAUGAAGUUGGUAAACUUCGUGAAAAAGGUGCUGGUUCCUCUUCAAAAGCAAAAUUAGCUCCAACUGAAGAGAAAUUAAGAAUUUGUAAAGAAGGUUAUGAUUCAUUACAUGAAGAAUUAUUAAAUGAUUUACCAAGAUUAAAUGAAGAUAAAUUAAUUUUUAUAGAUUAUUUAGUUGCUUCUUUAAUAAAAUAUCAAUCAGAAUUUCAUAAAAAAGUAUCAUAUGAAUGGAGUCCAUUACCAUCACUUACAAAACAUGUUGAUGAAUAUUCAGGUAGAGAUCAUCAACCAGUAAUUACAAGUGUUGAAAGAUCAGCAGCAUCAAUUAAUUUAAGAUCAGAUCCAGUAUUUAAGAGUAAUGCGUCAAUAAAGAUGAAACCAGGUGCACAAGAUCAACAACAAUAUUCAACUGUAGAUAAAGAUAUCCAUCAAUCACCAAAUCCUUCAAAUUUAAAUUUACAAAAAUCAACACCAAAUCCAUAUGGUGGUGCUUCUGCUCCACCACCUUUAUAUGGUGGUGGUGGCAGUUCAACUGCCACAGCAUUAUAUGAUUUCACUGGUGUUGAUAGUUCUGAAUUAUCAUUUAGAGCUGGUGAUAUCAUUACAAUUCAUAAAUCAGAAGGUGAAUGGUGGGAAGGUGAAUUAAAUGGUAUUUAUGGUUUUGCUCCAGGUUCUUAUUUAAGAAUGAAUUAA
Messenger RNA from Dictyostelium discoideum AX4, 1125 nucleotides. RefSeq names its product SH3 domain-containing protein. The record is from RefSeq and is a predicted model, not a curated record. The transcript is spliced from 2 exons. Gene Ontology annotation, cellular component: cytoplasm. The coding region runs from base 1 to 1125 and encodes 374 amino acids. NCBI's taxonomy places the organism in Eukaryota, Evosea, Eumycetozoa, Dictyosteliales, Dictyosteliaceae. Gene Ontology annotation, biological process: actin cytoskeleton organization. Gene Ontology annotation, molecular function: cytoskeletal protein binding.